Trachemys scripta elegans is the source of this 561-nucleotide messenger RNA. Its product is annotated as glycine cleavage system H protein, mitochondrial-like. The record is from RefSeq and is a predicted model, not a curated record. The transcript has a single exon. Bases 1 to 525 code for a protein of 174 amino acids. NCBI's taxonomy places the organism in Eukaryota, Metazoa, Chordata, Testudines, Emydidae. Gene Ontology annotation, cellular component: mitochondrion; cytoplasm; glycine cleavage complex. Gene Ontology annotation, biological process: protein lipoylation; glycine decarboxylation via glycine cleavage system.
AUGUUUGGUCCAAGUCCUGCCUCUGUCACCUGGAUUGGGUGGACACAGGAUAGUGUAAACUGCCGCUGCGGCCCCCUCAUCUCGCCCCGGGCGGGCUGGCCGCAAGCAGCCUCGACCAGGAGCCUGGGCACCAGCGCGCUGCUCUUCUCGGCCCGCAAAUUCACAGACAAGCAUGAGUGGAUAUCAGUUGAAAAUGGUAUUGGGACUGUAGGAAUCAGCAAUUUUGCACAGGAAGCAUUAGGAGACAUCGUUUAUUGUAGUCUUCCAGAAAUUGGGACAAAGUUGAACAAACAGGAUGAGUUUGGUGCUCUGGAAAGUGUGAAGGCUGCUAGUGAACUCUAUUCUCCUCUCACGGGAGAAGUAACUGAAAUUAACGCCACCCUUGCAGAUAAUCCAGGACUCGUCAAUAAAUCUUGUUAUGAAGAUGGUUGGCUUAUCAAGAUGACUGUGGACAACCCUUCAGAACUUAAUGAACUGAUGAAUGAGGACGCAUAUGAGAAAUUUAUAAAAUCCAUUGAGGACUGACCUGGAAUGCUAAAAUAAACCACUACAAAACACUUA